This is a messenger RNA of Psylliodes chrysocephalus, 9173 nucleotides long. Lineage: Eukaryota; Metazoa; Arthropoda; Insecta; Coleoptera; Chrysomelidae. The record is from the annotation of a GenBank genome assembly.
AGCGAACGAGCCAAAGGUAUGCCGUUCUCAGCACCAGCUAGUUCUUGGAGUGCUAUGUGUCGGUGAACGUCUAACACGAACCCGGAUUAUUGUUAUGCGUAUACAGGGUGGUGUCUAGCGCUGCUCAAACCCCCGAAAAAUGGGCCUACGAGCGCCAGCGAAGUUGUGGCUGUGUGCGCUGACUCAAGUGUUGUGUUUUUGGAUUAUUGACGUUAACGGACAUGUCGCUUUGACAUUUCCGCCGGCUAGAAAGUACGAUUUGGAUUUCUUGGAUAGUUCGCGUACCAAAGCGCCAUGUGGAAUGCCUAAAGGCAGCAUAAAAACCACACUCUUAGAAGGUAGCAAAUUCAAUGUGACGUGGCACUUAGGAUAUCCUCAUAGGGGAGGAUUUAGGAUACACUUAUUAGACGAAUUAGAAAGGCCUCUAUUAGACUUAACCCCCUCCAUACAAGGGUCAGAAUUCGUAGCAGAAGAUGCCACCGCUCAAUCGUUCCAUGUACAAUUACCUACCCAAUUUUCGUGCGAAAAUUGCACUUUGAGACUGAUAAGACAAGCACUAGAGUGGGGGGAUAGCUACAAAUUCUGGUCAUGCGCUGACGUUGAUAUUUUACCAAGAAGAAGAUUCAGAGAAACCUGUAGCAGCCACGGUAAAAAUUUAGUCGGCAGAUGUAAAUGUGACAGACUUUAUUACGGAGAUGUCUGUCAAUACCGAAAUGAGUGCGUCGAAGACAGCGAUUGUGGAGAUCAUGGCAAAUGUAUCGAUGUAGGCGGUACUACUUUACCAAGGCAGCAGUGCUACUGCCAAUUGGGCUGGUUCGGUCCUGGUUGUAUCAAAAAAUCUGCAAUAAAAACAACCGACAUCGACUUCGAUUUAUACACCGAAAAACAACUCAGCCCCACAUUCAAACUCUACUGGCGAAUCCUGAAAGAGCACAAAGAAUUAGAAGCGGUACUGGUAGUCAACGGUACCAGCUACGCAGCCUUAGGCUGGCGACCGGCAUCUCUAACGAAAACCUGCAAAAAUUUCCCGGCCAUCGGCCCACAAACUCCGGUUAAAUCGACGGGUUCGGAAGCGGAACCGGAACCUCAAUCGGAACCGGAACCCAAGAGUGAACCAGAGCCUACUUCGGAACCGGAACCCAAAAGCGAACCGGAGCCCAAGUCUAAGUCGGAACCGGAACCGAAGAGCGAACCGGAACCCGAACCUACGACCACGCAACCGACUAAAUAUAGGAAAUCCUUGUAUUCGAGAAGAUCGGCUCAAAGUCCGGUUUUGAGGAAAGCUGAACAUAAUCCCGUUCAAAAUGAUGUCGUCGAAACUAGCGUGUCGUUUCAAGUUAGCAGAAAACAAGGACGAAGGCGUAGAGCAACCAGCGAACCGGUACCAGAACCUACCGCAGAACCGGAACCCGAUCAAGACGCAACGACAGUACCGUCCGCAGAACCGGAACCCACCUCAGAACCCGUACCCGAACCCGCAUCCAACAAAACCAAAUCGACAUCCAAUUCGAAAUCCAAACCCGCGCCGAAAGCCGAACCCGAACCUACUUCCCAGCCUGAACCUAAUUCUAAGUCAAAACCCGAACCUAAGUCAGAACCUGAACCGGAACCCACGUCUGAACCCGAACCUACAUCGGAACCCGAGCCUAAGUCAGAACCUGAACCUAAAUCUGAACCCGAACCUACGUCAGAACCUGAACCUACAUCCGAACCCGAACCUAAGUCAGAACCCGAACCUAAAUCGGAACCCGAACCUAAAUCGGAACCCGAACCUAAAUCAGAACCCGAACCUAAAUCAGAACCCGAACCAAAUUCCAAUAUUACUGAAAAACAUGCCAAAAUUCAAGUUUCAACUGUUGGAAGUAGUGCAGGAGACAAUGAAAAUUUAAACCCGUUCACACCUCGACAUGACUUCAAUCCGAUGGACUGUACAGACAUUGUUAUUGGUAGUGCUAGAGGUAAUAACAGCAGAAUAGCGGAUUAUUACACGAGAGACAGAUCGACGCCCAGAAUGGACUCGUUUUGGGGAGGCAAAAACGAUCUUACCACCGCCAUGGGAUUCGAAAAGGAUGGUGUAACGACGAUCUUGUUCAGGAAGAAAUUGGAAGCCAAAGAACUCUCCGAUCAUUCCAUAGAAAACGAUAUAAUGCACGUGAUAUUCGCGCAAGGUCAAGAACGCGGUAAAUACGUGCACGUGCCAAAAUCCGGUGUCGAAUCCGCUGAAGCUAAAAUUAAAGAUUUCUACAAACCGGAUGAACUCAAAUACCACGGACACAAAGAGCAACGUGGGGUGGUUUCUUUGAAUUUCUUUGAUGAAAAAAGGCAGAUAGAUCCUGCUGGACCAAUGGCGACUAGCAACAAUGCCGAGACCAGAGAUUGUGGUGGAAUAUGGAAACAUCCGAGAAACUGUAAUCCUGAUAAUUACACUUGUGAAUAUUCAGCGCAAUGGGAACUGAUACCAAGGAAGGAUACCAUCAAAUUUACCAUCACCACUAAGCAUACAGACACGUGGACCGGGAUAGCGUUUUCAGACGACGAAAAAAUGUCCCAAACCGACGCGAUCCUAGGAUGGGUGGACAAGACCGGUAGACCAUUUUUGAUGGACACAUGGAUCACCGGUUACACCCAACCCUUGCUGGACUCUUCCCAGAACAUAUUCAACAUGUCCGGAAGGAUUGUAGAUGGCGUUACGAGUCUAUCGUUCGCGAGAAAAAGAAUUACUGACGAUCCCAGAGAUUUAUCGUUCACCGAUGAUAAGUGCUUGUUUAUGAUGUUCCCAGUUAGAGGUGGGGCGUUUAACAGCGUCAACAAGAAAAUUAGAAAACACGAAGUCGUACCGACGGUGUCUACUGAGCGGAUUUGCAUAAAAUCUUGUGGAAAUGAUGGCAUUGACGACUAUUUAGCCACGACUGAACCGCCAGGUCUGGGCUACAAUAUGAAAGUCAAAUUGGUAGAUUUGGGUGAAAAUUUCGUCUUUCCGAAAGAAGGCUCGGCCCAUUACGAGGAUUUGUCAAAUUCGAUCGAAAACAGUUUUGUACCAGUUUUCAAUAAACUCCCUGGAUAUGUUAGAAUCGUUUUGAAAGAAAUCGAAAGCACGGACGACAAUAAUUUGGUGGCAUCCAUGCAACUGCAAUUGGAAAAACCGAUCGCCGAAAAGGGCAGAUCGUUGGCCGAAGGUACCUCCGAAAUUGACGAAACGGUUCAUAAAAUCGUACAAGAAAGCGUCGGUUCUGGUAGAGUUGGUAAUCUCAAAGUCGAUCCACAGUUUCUGGUUUUCGAAAUGAAUAGUUUAACAACAAAUCUGAUAGCGGACGCAUCGUCGUCGAACUCGGAUAACAGUUUCUUCAAUUUGACGGAAGCCAAGCUUUACAUCGUUUUGGGUUGCAUUGCGGCAUUGGCUUUCGUCGCCAUCGUCCAAGCCGGUUGCACGAUAUACAAAACCAGGAGCAAAUCUUCUACCAAUCACAAGGACCAUCUAAUCCCCAACUCAGCCUGGAAAGAUUACUCCUCGAACACGAACUACGCUUUUGACGCCUUCGAAACCCCAUCCACAGCUACAUUAGAAGAAAAGAAACCGCCAAACGGCACCAACCACGGUACCAACGGUACCAACGGCACCACCAACACCAACAAACCUCCCAAACAGCGCCACAUCCAACGACCCAGUUCCCGUCCGCCCAGCGUGCCCACCGCCGUUCAAGUCGAUACCAGAUCGUUGCAGAGACCGCGUAUCAGCAAUUUCCCGCCUACCAGUAUGGAUAGGAACACUUUUUCGUUGCCGAGGACCGUCUACGACAGGAACCAUUACAAAGAGAAUAAUAUGCCUGCUGAUUUCUAUUUUAUGCCUUCGCAGAGGAAGUAUUCCGGAGAGGUUGUUAGAGUUUACGUUGAUUACAAUAAUCAGCCUAAAUGAUUUUAAGACUUUUAUAAAUUUCUGCAAGAUUGUCGAUUGGGUUUUGCUAAUUUGUGGUACCUGCAUACAAAAAAAAACAACAAAUAUGAUUACUUCAGAACAGUCACAACUGUCUCUAAGUAACUAGGUAAGAACAACAACGUAUCAACGUUAUAUUGGACCGAAUUAGGAGUAUUGAUGGAGGUAUUAUUCGAAUUUACAUACUAAUUAUUAACGAAUUAAAAAUUUUAAAGCUGUAUCUAAAAUUUUGUCUUUGUCUUCAAUGAAUUUUUAAACAUACUAUUUAGUAUUCAGUCAUUUUUUGAUUGCAUAAAACUUAAGAUAAAACCCUUAGAUUUCUUCAGUUAAACUGUAAUUUUGAUUAUUCUAGCAGUAUAACACAAUUAUAAUACACUUAAUCAACACUACAUAUUUUUCAAAUUAAAAGCGGUUUAAUUCUGCAUUAAAAACACAAAUUUAUUAUAUAGAAAUCAUUAAAAUAAACAACUUUUUUAAAAAGAUCCCAAAAAUAAGAAAACUGCAUAAUUUAUUCCAAAAUAUAUUCAAUACGAUCUUGUCUAACUUAAAAUAUAUUCAAAGUUGUUACCAAUCACUUCAAUGCAACGCUCUAUCGUCGCCACCAUUGCAUAAUAAGCGGUUUUGCUCUAAUUGUCUCUGCAGCUAAAGCUAAAGUUUUCAUGUAGCCCCACAAGAAAAAAAUCUCAAUGGUUUAGGUUUGGUGAGCUUGGUGGCCACGCAACAGGUUCAUUUCGAUCAAUCCACCUACUUAGGAAAGUAAUAUUUAAAAUGGACAAGGGCCACUUCCUUCAAAAGUCAUAUAUCUUGCUCGAAAAGGAAACAUUCUUUAGACACUUGCUAUAAAUAAGCAACCUAUCCACAAGUUCAUUGUUGUCAUAAUUUACCACAGUCUUGCAAAAACUAGUCCGGCCCUGAUCUUCUCGCCGUACAAUCCGCCCUUGUGUGUUCCGAUACCUCUGGACGGUCGAGACAAACGGAUUCCUACGAGAAGUUACUGGAAAGCUUUAGCAGUCGUGACCAACCUCUUUCCGAUCAGAAUUCCUUGAUCAACCUCUACAUCGUGGUUCCAAAAUGUUCCCUGUCCAUAGUUUCUUCAAACCGAGCUACUAUAAUGAUUUCACUUCAACCAGUUACCACCGUAUCUUCAUGUACAGCUACUGGUACAGUACUGUCUCUAUACGGACGAAGGAAUACCUCUUCGGCACCAACUUUGGUCACUCUGUACUUAAAAUCCAACUGAAAGCCAUGUAAAUUCAUUACAUUCAUUCCUAGUGUAACUUCUUCGAUAUCAGCAACGAUAACAGUAUGAGUGAACUUUUCUAUACCAAUUCCUAGUUGAAUUUGGAUUUCCUCAUGUUGGCACUUUCACCAAUAGUAGUCCGCAGUAGCAAUCUUGAUGGACAUUUCAAAGAGGCUACAGUAUGAGAGGGUCUUUGGAACGAUUUCGGGUCGAAGCUGUCCCCUCUAGGCUGUCUCCCUCUAGUUUUCCUGUGGCGUGUUGUCUUCAUUUAUUGUGAACCUAGGUCGUUUACACGAAAUUCAUACAUAUUUCAGUUCAUCGCAAUUCCAGCAUCUGUUGGUCUUCGACUUCAUCUUUUUAUCAUUAUGUUAACCAGUUGGUAGUGUUUAUAUUCAACGUCUUCUUCGUUUAGAGUUCUCACUUUACUGUAUUCUCCAGAAGCAUCGUAGCUGCCUCAUACUCUAGACCAGCGGAUGUUUUGUGACGGGCUAAGCGAAUUGUUAUCUGCAUUUCAUGGUCACGAAGUUCAUCAAAAAAUGUUUUCUGGAGCUGAUGGGUAGGCAAAUCGUAUCAACCUAGCAAUAUCUACUUCGUAUUCUUGAAGGGUCUGCUUGCGAUCCUUUAGCUGUGAUUCAUCCGUUUCUUCCAGAGGUAUAGUCUGAAAAACAUCUAAAGCAUCUCCUUAAGGGGCGAUGAUCAAAUUUACUAUCAUUUCUCUUUCAGACUAUUCGUGAGCUCUCGCAGCUGUUUCGAACUGUUUGGUAGUUGGUUCGUGACAUCAUUCCUACGAAAAUUGGGGAUUUAAUACGGGCAGAAUUUACAAUUCUUUCCAAUUUCAGCUCUGACUCCAACUCAUGACACUUAAUUUCACCGUCCUUAGCCUCUUCUGCACGUUCCAUUUCUUCUACCUUCUUUUCCAUCACUUUUAUUUUCUCUUCAACGAAAGACAUUAUGUUCUCCUCAGCUGAAGAUAUGUUAUUUUCCAUAGAAGAAAGUUCUGAAGAAACCUUUUCUUCUAAGGAAGAAAUAUCAGAUGAAAGUAUAUUUUCAAUAGAAGACAUUUUGCUUUCCAAGUCGGAAGAAAUUUCAAUUUUGAAAGAAAUUUUGUUUUUUGUAGAAGUCAUAUCAGUAGAAAUUUCAUUUUUCUUAGAAGACAUUUCAGAAGACAACUUUUCUUCUAGGGAAGAAAUAUCAGACUAAACUUUGGCUUCCUUGGAUGAAAUAUUAAAAGACACAUUUUCUUCUAAGGAAAAUAUAUAAGGCAAAUAUUUGUUUUCCAUAGAAGACAUGUUACUUUCAAAGUUUUAAUAAAGAAAACAUUUUGAUUUCCAAAUCGGAAGAAAUUUUCAUAGAAGUUAUAUCAGUGUAAAUUUCGUUUUUCAUAGAAGAUAUUUCAGAAGACGUCUUUUCUUCUAGGAAAGAAAUAUUAAACGAAACUUUUGUUUUCAUGGAAGAAAUCUCAAAAGACACCUUUUCUUCUAAGGAAAAAAUAUCAAACGAAAAUGUAUUUUUAAUAGAAGACAUUUUGCUUUCCAAGUCAGAAGAAAUUUCAACUUUUAGUGAAGAAAUUUUGUAUUCCAAAUAGGAAGAAAUUCUUUUUUCAUAGAUAGAUACAUUUCAGAAGACACUUUUCCUUCUAGGGAAGGAAUAUCACACUAAAAUUUAGUUUCCAUGGAAGAAAUAUCAGAAGACACUUUUCUUCUAAGGAAAAAAUAUCAGACAAUAAUUUAUUAUCCAUAGAAGACAUUUUGCUUUCCAAGUCAAAAGAAAAAGAAACUUUUAAAGACGAAAUUUUGUAUUUCAAAUCGGAAGUAAUUUCGUUUUUUAUAGAAGUCAUAUCGGUGGAAAUUUAAUUUUUCUUAGAAGACAUUUCAGAAGACAACCUUUUUUCUAGAAAGGAAAUAUCAGACUAAACUUUGGCUUCCAUGGAAGAAAUAUCAGAAGACACAUUUUCUUCUAAGGAAGAAAUAUAAGGCGAACAUUUAUUUUCCAUAGAAGACAUGUUGCUUUCUAAGUUGGAAGACAUUUUUACUUUUAAAUAAGACAUUUUGUAUUUCAAUUCGGAAGAAAUUUUGUUCUCCAUAGAAGUCAUAUCGAUGGAAAUUUCGUUUUUCAUAGAAGACAUUUCAGAAGACACCUUUUUUUCUAAGCAAUAAAUAUCAGAAGAAACUUUAGUUUCCAUGGAAAACAUUUUACUUUCCAAAGAAGAAAUUGUAGAAGACGCAUCAUCAGAAAAUGAAUAUGUUUCCGGAUUCAAACCUUCACUUUCUAGCGCUUCUUUGAGCUGUGCUUUCUUCCCUGUCGUCUCCAGCUCACGAUCUACAAGUUCCCGACGUAACUCCGUCACUUUUAGUUUACUGAGUUUUUCAGCUCUUUUAACCACUAUUUAUUUACAAAUCCCGACUUAUGACACCAAUGUAACGUUUAUUUGUUUAAAACAGUUUAUUUACACUAAAUACUAGUUUAUUUAUACUAAAGCAUUAUUUAUAUUUCACACUUAUAUUCUAAUUUAUAUAACAAUUUGAAUUUCUAUCUUCAACUGUGUCUCAACUUCAACUAAACUUAAACCACAAAAGAAUCCAUUUAUAUACAAAAUAUUAUGCUCCAGACAAAUCCAGUCCUGUUUCGCGUUUCGAGAUACUUCUAUAGGGGGUCUUUCCGAUAAAUUAACGCUUGCGCUAGAGCUUUCCAGUAACUUAUCGCAGAAGUCCGUUUGUCUCGACCGUCCAGCGGUAUCGGAACACAGAUGAGCAGCUUGUACGGCGAGAAAAUCAGGGUCUGACUAUUUUUGCACACUUCAGAUAAACACGCUGCUGAAAUCACACGCAACUGUAUUCUGCUCCUUUUUUAUUUUUGAGUUUUUUGAAAAAAGUGAUUUUGUUAACGACUUAUAUCCACAGGUGAAAAAGUGUUAACUUAGUAUAAGUUGAUGAGUUUCAAAUGAGCUGUUAGAUUUUUAUCUGUCAUAUUUGGAUCAAAGAAAAUACAGCACCCCUCGCAAUGUUGCCAAUUUUCAGUAUUCUUGGCUAGUUACUUUGAGAUAGUUAUUGGAACCAUUCUAAUAUUAAAAUUUUGAGACAAUAGUAUAAAAAUUAUCUAGUUUUUUUAAUAAUCGCCCCCUCAGGUCUGUAAAAAUCAGAUAAACAAAAGAAAUAAAUAGGUAAUGGGCCCCGCUUAAUAUAAAAGAUUUGUUUGACGCCAGUAUAUACGAAUGUAUAAAUAUUUGGUUGCCCAAUGGCGUAUCAAAUUAUUUUUUCAUCUGAAUCCGUAGGGUUAUUUUUUUAAAUAUUUUGUAAAGAGCGGAUUUAAGGAAAAAUGCACUUAAAUUGUUUGGGCUCGCAGAAGAACGAGUAGAGAACUUCAAAUACCUAUCUAUAUUUAAUUUGUUUAUCUGAAAAUGUGCCAAAACCCUAUAAUUGCCGUUCAUUUAAAUUAGUAUCCGAUUUUUCAUAUAAAUUACUAGUUUAAAUUGUAAAAUUAAAAAAAACUUUUAUUUCGCACCUAUUUUUUAAUUAUAUAGGACAAAGAAUGUGGUGAAAUGCGGUGAACAUAUUAUGUUUAAAUAGUUUCUAUUUUUUAAAUAUAGACGAAACCAAUAAGAAAUGUAAAUAUAUAAAGGAAAUGUUUUUUAAAAAAAGAGAUUUUUAUGUAAUAUAAUGGGUGUUACAUUUUUCUAGUCUUUAAGCUCUAAAAAAUAUUGUAUAAGUUUAAUUAUUAUUAUGAAUAAAAAGCAAUAAAUGAAUUGUGAAAAGUACUAUUGAUACACUAUACUAAGUAUAAUAAUUUCUUAGUUAGUGUGCAGUAAUUUAUUGAUAUGUACAUAAUUUUUAUGAUAUUAUUAAAUUUUAUUAUUAUGAUGUUAAAUUUAAGUUAGGGAGUGUAUCUGAAAAAAAUUAGCGAUUUUAUUGUAAAUAAAAGACAGUCUAAUUUUUAUUAGGACAUUCUGUAUAUAUAGAAUUAUUUCAGUUAUUUUACUUCUAUAUUUUAAAAGCCAAAUAAUCG